AUGAGUAACGGAAUUGAUGUACGUGUGGAUGAAACUGUGGUUCGACAAGGUGAUCGACUUGUAGAAGUUGAUUAUAUAUAUACAGAAACUCGUGAGAAUGGUGAUCAACGAAAUUAUCAAAUAACAGUUAAGCGACCAGAUUACGAACGAUUAGCAACAUCAAUGAAUAAAUCAACAUUAUCAUUUGAUAAUUUUGCUAAAGUUUUAAGACCAUUUAUGAUGGGAAAAUUUGCAUCAGAAGAUAUACCUGCAGCAUUUGGUUUAUUAGAUACUGAUCAUUCAGGAACAAUUGAUCUUGGUGAAUUAGCUAUAUUUAUGCCUGUUAUUAUGCCUAAUGCUAGUCCUUAUAUGCUUCUUCAUCAUAUUCAAAAAGCUAAUAAAAAUUGUGAUUAUAAACUUAAUUUAGAAGAAUUUACUUCACUCAUUAAUCAGGGUAUUGGUAGAGAUAUAGCACUUGGACGUUUAUAA
Molecule: messenger RNA, 468 nt
Organism: Adineta steineri
Lineage: Eukaryota; Metazoa; Rotifera; Eurotatoria; Adinetida; Adinetidae
Source: the annotation of a GenBank genome assembly